This is a messenger RNA of Cucurbita pepo subsp. pepo (vegetable marrow), 1654 nucleotides long. The record is from RefSeq and is a predicted model, not a curated record. Lineage: Eukaryota; Viridiplantae; Streptophyta; Magnoliopsida; Cucurbitales; Cucurbitaceae.
UUUCAUCAUCAUAUUCACAUCUCGUCGUAUUCACCCGCCAUUGAAAUCCCCAAGCUCUGACCUCGUCUCCCCAGCUUCUUAGCCCUAACCCCCAAAAACAGUGUUCAAUUUCCACUCAAAUUCGUCCAGAAAACGGCUCUCGUUUCAGUUUCUCUUCAACGGCAAUCACCUCCAUCUCCAUCCUUGCAGCGAUUCGUAUCUCUCUCUCAGGAUUGGGCCGUUUAAGACAAUAGGGGCUUUGUUUGGAACAGUGGUGUUUGGGCUCUUCACGGGUUAAAGAUUGGAUAGCGCAAGUGAUAUGUAACAAACAAUACAAAAUCUCAUUUCAGGCUUUUGAAAUAUGGGAUCAGUCUGUUGCGUUGCUGCUAGAGACAAGACUAUUGGCGUUGGAUCUAGUAGUGAAACGCAGCCUAGGAAUGUUCGUCACUCGCCGAGUUGGAGCUUUAGAUGGGAUCAUCCUGGGCGUGUGGUCGGUGAGGAAGUUUCCCUAAAUUCGAUUUCAGAUGGAGUAAGCAGGAACGACCGGCCUGAGUUCAAGUAUGAAUCCUCGUAUGCAUCAGAAGAGGGUAGUCCAUUGGAUAGACAGACAUGGAAAAACUCCUCAGUUUCUGAAGGAAGCACGACGAAUGUGAGGACGCCUACAUCAGGUCGUUCAAUUUCAAGAAAUAUUUUCACGGAUGUUAGUUUGGAACAGGUGAAGAAAGCUACAGAAUAUCCGACAACAUCUACAUCUCCUGCAAAAGUAUCCCUUUCAAUCCCUUCAAUUUCAUCUUUUUCAACGUCCCCUCUAUCAACCCACAGCCAUCUGCCUUCUGCCGGUUUGACAUCAUCAAGAUUGUCUCACUGUUCUCCCGGAGACCGAUUAUUACGUCAAGUAUCUGGCAACCGCAUCCCAGCGUACAAGUCACCAGGUAGCUACAUAGUUUCAGAGGACAGGCGUACAAUCCCUGGGAGCAAUGAUUCAUUGCGGGGCUCACAUGGUGGAUCUUCUGAUGGUUGGUCUAUGAAUGCUUUCUCUGAGCUCAUGGCAACUUCACAUAGGGGAAGAUGGUCCUUUGGUAGUGAAUCCUUCGACUUUGCUCGUGAGAAGAUGGUUAGAUCCUGCAGCUUAUUCUCGACUUCGCCUUCAACUGAUGCACAAACAUGCGGAAUUUGCUCAAUGUUGUUGGUUGAGAGAUCCUUAUGGACCAGCCAAAAGAUAAUUGCUAACAAUGAGCUGUCUGUCGUUGCCGUGCUAACUUGUGGACAUGUUUAUCAUGCCGAGUGUUUGGAGAAUAUGACACCUGAAAUUAGCAAGUAUGAUCCAGCCUGCCCAAUAUGUUCAUUUGGUGAAAAGCAGACACUAAGGAUGUCUGAAAAGGCACUUAGAGGUGAAUUGGAAUUGAAAAUUAGAAACAAGAGGUUAAGGAAUCGCAUUGCGGAUAGCGGUCUUGAUGGUGAAUCUAACAUGUUUGAUCAUUUUAUAAAUGGUGGACAACAAGAGAAGUGUCCUAAGCUGUCCUCUAGCUCCAGUUUGAGAGGUUCUUCCGGGAAGGGUUUCUUGAGGCGUCACUUCUCCUUUGGCUCAAAGGGGGGAGGGACUAAAGCUCUGCCAGAAAGUAACAACACAGCUAAGAGAAAGGGAUUGUUAUGGUCAAGAUCUACUAAGAUGUAA